This is a messenger RNA of Triticum turgidum subsp. durum (durum wheat), 519 nucleotides long. NCBI's taxonomy places the organism in Eukaryota, Viridiplantae, Streptophyta, Magnoliopsida, Poales, Poaceae. The record is from the annotation of a GenBank genome assembly.
AUGGCAGCUCACACUGGAGCAGCACUCCUCGCCAGCCUUCUUGCUCUUGCAACCAUUGUAAGCAGCAACACUGAAGGCAUCUCGGGCACCCUGAUCCCUGAGCUGGGAGGACUGAAGAACCUUCAGUACCUGGAGCUUUUUACGAACAACAUUAGUGGAUCCAUACCAACAACCCUCGGCAACCUGACAAGCCUGGUCACCCUUGAUCUCUACGACAACCUUCUCACCAGCGCUAUACCGGCCUCGCUCGCCAACAUCAGGACACUGCGUUUUCUGAGGCUGUAUCGGAAUAAACUGUUAGGAGGUAUACCCGCACGGCUGUGCCGUCUGACGAAGCUUGUGAAGUUGAAUCUUGAGGAUAACAUGCUGACUGGCACGGUGCCGCUGGAGGUCCUCUCUCUUCUUCUCGUCGGGGACUUGGCUGAACUGGUCUGGUGCUUUGUGCUCACGAGAAUUUUCCUAUUAGCAUUAUUUGCAGUGGCUGUGGUCAUCCAGUACGCGCUCAAGACUACAGGCUGA